AUGCCAGACUUUUACAAUUCUGUCCGCCGGCAGACAGAGUUCAAAAAUCAGGCCCAAGUUGUCGAGUCUUUGUGUUCUCUCAUGAGACACCCUCAAGAAUUCAGACCAGAGGAAUGGGCGUGUGUUUGUAUCCAAGGCGAGGAGAAAUCGAAGUCACUCGACCAUCUAGCAACGUUCAUAUACAGGUUUGCCGAAACCAACGCCGAAAUCAAAGAAAUCAAGACACUGCGUAUCGAGCGGGCACAGUGGAGGUACAUUCCCCACUUCGUUAACCUUACGUCGAUCCUUCUUGGCUACUGGAGAUCCGUCACCUGUCUCGAGCUCCACGACGUAAUUUUCCCAAAUGUCACGGCAAUGUUCGAUCUUCUUCGUGCUCUGCCCGAGAUGAAGCAGCUUGUCUGCCACGGCGUUGCUUUCUCCGGGUCCGAAUGUGAUCUGGAGAAGCUAUCGAAGUAUCCGCGGCUGCCACAACGUCCGUUCGAGAAGCUCCAGACGCUGAAUCUGUCUUCGUUGCCCGUGAGUGACAAUCUCCAGCUGUCGAGCUCUGUCGGGGACAUGACGAGGAUCUUCAAAGCCGGUAUACGCAACUGCCAAUUCGUUGUCGUCGAAUAUCGCCUCGCUUCUUCCACCGACUUGACAGAGAACACCGCGGGCCUUGAUAUCAAGAAGCUGAUUCAAGACUUUGGCGAAUCACUUGUAGAGCCCGCCUCCAUCGGCAUAGUGGCACUGCAAGAACUCACCGUGGCUGUGGCAUGUUCCGUCCAUCACCGUGACCAGCGAGCUGCGACUCGGAUCUGGAAGCAUUAG
Molecule: messenger RNA, 807 nt
Organism: Postia placenta MAD-698-R-SB12
Lineage: Eukaryota; Fungi; Basidiomycota; Agaricomycetes; Polyporales; Adustoporiaceae
Exons: 2
Coding region: 1-807 (268 amino acids)
Source: RefSeq, a predicted model, not a curated record